Messenger RNA from Nerophis lumbriciformis (worm pipefish), 2435 nucleotides. RefSeq names its product synaptogyrin-1-like. NCBI's taxonomy places the organism in Eukaryota, Metazoa, Chordata, Actinopteri, Syngnathiformes, Syngnathidae. The record is from RefSeq and is a predicted model, not a curated record. Gene Ontology annotation, cellular component: synaptic vesicle membrane; neuromuscular junction.
CACGCCCCAUCUCUCGCCUUUCGCAGCGGCUCCGUGGGAGAAAAAGGGAGGACACGUCACGCGCACCUUCCUCUGCGAAAAAGUCUCGAAGAAGACUCGCCAGGGAGGCUCCAGGAAGUGUCCCGCGGGAUAUUGUGGCUGUGCUCGGUGCUUGACCCAGCAGGACCAGGCAGGCAGGCAGGCAGGCAGGCAGGCGGGAAGGCAGGCAGGCGGGGGGGCGGCAGCCAUGGAGGGGAUGCAGGCGUACGGAGCUGGGAAAGCCGGAGGAGCCUUCGACCCCGUCACCUUCUUCCAGCAGCCUCAGACCAUACUCCGCAUUGUGUCGUGGCUCUUCUCCAUCGUCAUCUUCGGCUGCAUCGCCAACGAGGGCUACAUCAACCGUCCCAACGAGGUGGAGGAGUUCUGCAUCUUCAACCGCAACCAGAGCGCCUGCAACUACGGCGUCUUCAUGGGCUCCAUGGCCUUCCUGUGCUGCGUGGCCCUCCUGGCCCUGGACAUCUACUUCCCGCAGAUCAGCAGCGUCAAGGACCGCAAGAAGGCGGUGCUGGCCGACAUCGGAGUGUCAGCUUUCUGGUCCUUCAUGUGGUUUGUGGGCUUCUGCUUCCUGGCCAAUCAGUGGCAGGUGACCGACCACGAUGACGACCCGCUGAGGGAGGGCGUGGACGCCGCUCGGGCCGCCAUCACCUUCUCCUUCUUUUCCAUCUUCACUUGGGCGGUCCAGUCCUUCCUGGGCUUCCAGAAGUACAAGCUGGGGGCCGACUCGGCCCUCUUCUCCCAGGACUACACGGACCCCAGCCAGGACGCGGCCGGGGGCGGGCCCUACACCCCCUUUGGCGGGGACGACCUGGAGAGCCCGGCCGGCGACGGCGGGGGAGGAGGAGGCGGGCAGGCCGCCGGCGACGGCGUGUUUGACGGCACCGCGGGAUACCAGCGCCAGGACUACUGAGGGGGCGGAGUAAACGGAGACAAGGAACUUGGGCUGAAGACAUCAGGGCUGGGCUUCAGAGGAGGUCACCCUGCAGCAAGGACGGUGCUGGUGACCACAAUGCCUUCACACACACACACACACACACACACACACACACACACACACACACACACACUGCAAGUUUCAGCUGACAAAACACACACAUGGUGUUGCUAAGUCGUCCCCACUCACUUCACCUUUUUCCACUGAGGGCCACAGACUGACAAAUCAAAGGAUGCCGGGGCCAUUUUAUUAGUUUUCACCUUCAAAAACCGGAUAAUAUAUACUUCUUUUUUUUUCAAAGAAUUAGAAAAGGCAAUUUCGGUAGACAUUUAGUGUGAAUGCUGAAGUUAAGUUAAUUUAAAGUACCAAUGAUUGUCACACACACACUAGGUGUGGUGAACUUUGUCCUCUGCAUUUAACCCAUCCCCUUGUUCACCCCCUGGGAGGUGAGGGGAGCAGUGAGCAGCAGUGGUGGUCGCGCCCGGGAAUCAUUUUUGGUGAUUUAACCCCCAAUUCCAACCCUUGAUGUUGAAAGCCAAGCAAGGAGGUAAUGGUUCCCAUUCUUAUAGUCUUUGGUAUGACUUGGCCGGGGUCAAAGAGCCAAAGCCAAACUCAAAUGCUAACAGUUAGCAUGCUGACCACAUAGUAACAAAGAAUUUGAGAUUAAAAAAAACCUAGCAUGCUAACAUGCAUAUCUAAAUAAUAGCAUGCUGGCCACAUAGCAUCAAGUAACAAAUAAUUUGAGCUAAAAAAGCUAGCAUGCUAACAUGCUAAUAAUAGCAUGCUGGCCACAUAGCAUCAAGUAACAAAGCAUUUGAGCUAAAAAAGCUAGCAUGCUGGCCACAUAGCAUCAAGUAACAAAGAAUUUGAGCUAAAAAAGCUAGCAUGCUAACAUGCUAAUAAUAGCAUGCUGGCCACAUAGCAUCAAGUAACAAAGCAUUUGAGCUAAAAAAGCUAGCAUGCUGUCCACAUAGCACCAAGUAACAAAGAAUUUGAGCUAAAAAAAAAAAAGCUAGCAUGCUAAUAAUAGCAUGCUGGCCACAUAGCAUCAAGUAACAAAUAAUUUGAGCUAAAAAAGCUAGCAUGCUAACAUGCUAAUAAUAGCAUGCUGGCCACAUAGCAUCAAGUAACAAAGCAUUUGAGCUAAAAAAGCUAGCAUGCUGGCCACAUAGCACCAAGUAACAAACAAUUUGAGCUAAAAGAAAAAAGCUAACAUGCUAAUAAUAGCAUGCUGGCCACAUAGCAUCAAGUAACAAAUAAUUUGAGCUAAAAAAGCUAGUAUGCUGGCCACAUAGCACCAAGUAACAAAGAAUUUGAGCUAAAAAAAAAAAAGCUAACAUGCUAAUAAUAGCAUGCUGGCCACAUAGCAUCAAGUAACAAAGAAUUUGAGCUAAAAAAGCUAGCAUGCUAACAUGCUAAUAAUAGCAUGCUGGCCACAUAGCAUCAAGUAACAAAUAAUUUGAGA